AUGACCACCGACAACGAAAAUCAUUACUACUACGGCACGGGAAGGCGAAAAUCCUCCAUUGCACGCGUCCGCCUCUACAACCGUGCCGGGGGAGUGACCCUGAACGGUAAGCCGCUUAACGAGGUUAUUUCCGUCGAUGAAUGGCUAUCCGACGCUCUCAUGCCGCUUAACGUAACCGAUCUUGCAGGCAAGGUAACCGUUGUCGCCAAGACGCACGGCGGCGGGGUCCACGGGCAGGCAGUGGCGUUUUCGCACGGUCUGUCGCGCGCGUUAGUUUCAUUCGAUCCUGAGUUGCGAUCCGCAUUGAAGACCUACAAGCUUCUGACCCGCGAUUCCAGAAUGCGAGAGUCGAAGAAGUACGGCCUCAAGCGAGCUCGCAAAGCACCGCAGUACACCAAGCGUUAA
Molecule: messenger RNA, 405 nt
Organism: Geodia barretti
Lineage: Eukaryota; Metazoa; Porifera; Demospongiae; Tetractinellida; Geodiidae
Source: the annotation of a GenBank genome assembly